Molecule: messenger RNA, 2385 nt
Organism: Phragmites australis (common reed)
Lineage: Eukaryota; Viridiplantae; Streptophyta; Magnoliopsida; Poales; Poaceae
Product: wall-associated receptor kinase 2-like
Exons: 3
Coding region: 107-2158 (683 amino acids)
Biological process (GO): protein phosphorylation; cell surface receptor signaling pathway
Cellular component (GO): plasma membrane
Molecular function (GO): protein serine/threonine kinase activity; ATP binding; polysaccharide binding
Source: RefSeq, a predicted model, not a curated record
CCUAGGGACCCACCAAAAGCUGGCCUGAAACUCAAUACUUAAACGCAGUGAGGGCGCUAGCUGCUGGGAGAGAUCACUGGGAAUUCAGAAGAGCCAUCGAAUAGUAAUGUUGACGACCUUAACCUUACUGGCAUGUCUGCUGCUAGCGGCAGUAACGGCUUGCACCGCUGCUCCUGAAGGCCCCGCCGGCUGCCCGGACAGCUGCGGCGGUAUUGCCAUUCAAUACCCCUUCGGCAUCGGCGCCGGCUGCUUCCGCAGGGGAUUCGAGAUCAUCUGCGAAGGUGGCACGCCAGAGCUUGCCGGCGCCACCAGGCCCACCGCUGUCCACCUUCUCUCCAUCAGGACGGCGGAGGCCCGCGUGAUGCUGCCUGUUGCGUGGGAGUGCUUCAACUCCUCCGGCGUGGAGGACGUCUGGAGCGACGGCGACGUGCAGUUCAACCGGGAAGGCGUGUACCGCAUCUCCAACACGCACAACCAACUCGUCGUUGUCGGCUGCAACAGCUUGGGCAUGACCAAUAGCCAGCGGAGCGAGGGCAACGACUACCCCUACGCCUACUAUACCGGCUGCAUGUCCUUCUGCAACGACUCCGGGAGUGCGGUGGACGGCGCCUGCGCAGGCGUUGGAUGCUGCCGCGUUGACAUCCCGCCUGGCCUCACCGACAACACCAUGAACUUCAAAGACUACAACCACAGCAGUAGGCUGGACUUCAGUCCCUGCGACUACGCCUUCUUUGUUGAUAGGGAAAACUACACAUUCCACACCGCAGACCUCAAAAUGGAUCGCAACCAGACGAUGCCGGUGUGGCUGGACUGGGCCAUCCGGGACAACCUGACGUGCGACCAGGCGAAGAAGAAGGGGCAGGGCUAUGCUUGCGUGAGUUCCAACAGUGAGUGCCACAACUCAUCCAAUGGGCCUGGAUACGUCUGCAACUGCAGCAUGGGCUACGAGGGUAAUCCCUAUGUCAUCAAUGGUUGUAUUGAUAUCGAUGAAUGCAAACGUCCGGAAUAUCCAUGCAGAGGCAUUUGCCACAACACGGCAGGUUUCUACGAAUGCAAAUGCCCCAGUGGUUCCCAUAGUGCUGAUCCGUUCGAAGUGCCCUGCAACUCCAAUUUUCCACUCCCAGCACAAAUCUCCAUAGGUGCAAUAGGUGGUCUUUUCAUCAUAGCUGUUCCAGUUUUCAUCGCGCUUGUUCACAAAGAAAAAAGAAAGAUGAAAGAAUUUUUUGAAAAGAAUGGGGGUCCUACCCUAGAGAAAGUUAGCAACAUUAAGCUAUUCAAAAAGGAGGAGCUGAUGCCGAUUUUAAAAAGUAGCAACCUUAUUGGACAAGGUGGCUUUGGUGAGGUUUACAAGGGGUGUCUUGGUGGUAAUAGUCAGCCAGUUGCAGUAAAGAAGCCCAAGAAUGCUGCAGUAAAGAAGCCCGAGAAUAAUGCCUUGGCACAAAAUAACCAAUUUGCAAAUGAGGUCGUUAUUCAAUCUCGAAUCAUUCACAAGAACAUUGUCAAACUAAUAGGUUGUUGCCUAGAAGUUGAUAUGCCAAUUUUGGUCUACGAGUUCGUGUCCAAAGGUAGCCUUGAUGACAUUCUGCACGGCAGCAACAGGGCGCCUCUCAGUUUGGAUCGACGUAUGGAUAUUGCGGCACAAUCAGCGGAUGGUCUAGCUUAUAUGCAUUCAAAAACCACUACAUCAAUUCUGCAUGGUGAUGUCAAACCAGCUAAUAUACUUUUGGAUGAGAACUUUGUACCAAAGAUCUCUGACUUUGGUAUAUCUAAAUUGAUUGCCAUAGAUAAACAGAACACUAAUUAUGUCAUUGGUGACUUGAGCUAUAUGGAUCCAGAAUAUCUUCGGUCUGGCCUAUUAACAAAUAAAAGUGACGUCUAUAGUUUUGGAGUUGUGCUCCUAGAACUCAUUACAAGGAAAAAGGCCUCAAAUUCGGACAACAAUGGCCUACUCAGGAAUUUUCUUGAUGCUUACACAAAGGAUAAGAGAGUAAUUGGCCAGGUUGAUGUGGAAAUUGCAGUAACAGAAAACAUCGAGCUUCUUGAUACUCUGGCUGGAAUGAUUGUGCAAUGCCUAAACCUUGAUGUUGAUCAAAGGCCCGAGAUGACAGAUAUAGCAGAGCACCUUCGAUACAUGGCGAAGACAUCCCAGGGUAAAUAAAAUGGUAAGUGAUUGGAUAGUGAGUUAAUGUAUGUUAUAGUUUGGAAUUGUACUUGCUGCAUAUGAAAGCAAAUAAUCUUGUAAGGUAGUUGACGUCAUGGCCAAAUCUCAUAAGAUAGAAGUAUGGAUGUUUCUAUGAUCCAAAGAAUUGUGUGUGACAAUCUUUUUGGUAUUGUAACUUGUGUAAUAUAUACAUAAAGUUUAUUGUUUGUUAAUAAGUGCAUCAA